This is a messenger RNA of Jaculus jaculus (lesser Egyptian jerboa), 1741 nucleotides long. RefSeq names its product ankyrin repeat family A member 2 (gene Ankra2). Bases 343 to 1284 code for a protein of 313 amino acids. Gene Ontology annotation, molecular function: protein binding. NCBI's taxonomy places the organism in Eukaryota, Metazoa, Chordata, Mammalia, Rodentia, Dipodidae. Gene Ontology annotation, cellular component: nucleus. The transcript has 9 exons. The record is from RefSeq and is a predicted model, not a curated record. Gene Ontology annotation, biological process: regulation of gene expression.
GGCCCCUGCGGACGCCGCCGGCGGCUCCCCCGUCCACAGGUCUCCCGGGCACCGCGCUCCGGGUCGCCCGUGAGAUCCCUGCUCUUCGUUCCGGCGGUUUUCCUCUCCGUGUGCCGCCAGCCACGCCAGGGUCCGAGAGAACCGGGAGAGGCUCCUUGGGAUUGGCGACCCCUGGAGACUUCAGCUAGCCGCCCGCAGACCUCACGUCACCCCACCCCGGGCUGUUGACAGAUGGAGGUAUUUUAAUGUCCAAAGUUCAUGAAUACACAGAAUAACGCUUCUGACAAAACCAAGAGGAAAUCAUGAAGAAAUGUUUUAAUUUUUGAAACCAUAGUUGAAAUCAUGGCUACAUCAGCAAAUCUGGACAUUGGGGCCCAGCUGAUUGUGGAAGAGUGUCCCAGCAGCUAUAGUUUGUCUGGCAUGCCAGACAUCAAAAUAGAACAUCCACUGGACCCAAAUUCAGAAGAAGGAUCUGCUCAGGGUGUUGCCAUGGGAAUGAAGUUCAUAUUGCCUAACCGAUUUGAUAUGAACGUGUGCUCUCGAUUUGUGAAGUCCUUAAAUGAAGAGGAUAGCAAAAAUAUUCAAGAUCAAGUUAACUCUGACCUGGAGGUGGCAUCUGUCUUAUUUAAAGCUGAAUGCAAUAUCCAUACAUCACCUUCUCCUGGAAUUCAAGUAAGGCAUGUCUACACCCCCUCUACAACAAAACAUUUCUCACCCAUAAAACAGUCGACGACUUUAACCAACAAACACAGAGGAAAUGAGGUCUCAACCACACCUCUGUUAGCAAAUUCUCUUUCCGUUCACCAGUUGGCAGCUCAGGGGGAGAUGCUCUACCUGGCUAGUCGUAUGGAGCAAGAAAAUGUUAUCAAUCACACGGAUGAAGAAGGAUUUACUCCUCUGAUGUGGGCUGCAGCACACGGGCAAAUAGCUGUGGUAGAGUUUCUACUUCAGAAUGGUGCAGAUCCCCAACUUUUAGGAAAAGGUCGAGAAAGUGCCCUGUCACUGGCCUGUAGCAAAGGCUACACAGACAUUGUCAAAAUGCUGCUUGAUUGUGGAGUUGACGUCAAUGAGUAUGACUGGAACGGAGGGACGCCUUUGUUGUAUGCUGUACAUGGGAACCAUGUGAGGUGUGUGAAGAUGCUCUUAGAAAAUGGAGCCGAUCCGACAAUUGAAACAGACUCUGGGUAUAAUUCUAUGGAUUUAGCUGUUGCUUUGGGCUAUAGAAGUGUUCAACAGGUUAUUGAGUCACAUUUGCUGAAGUUGCUUCAGAAUAUCAAGGAGUAAUGCCCUGCCAUUCACAGAAAUGUGUCUGCCCCUCUGCUCACUUCUGGGUCCUUAUAAAUGGUAGUUUUGUUUACUUAUGAAUUGUUACCUCAGUUGCAAUAUUUUCUGACUUUUAGUAAGUUUUAAUAAGUAUUCCUCUGAGUAAUUCACUGGUUUAUAGUAAAAUUAAUAUUAUGCUUUUUUAUAAAUGUUUUACUGUAUAUUUAAAAGUAUAAAUUAAUGUUUUAUGGCAUGUAAAUUUUUAUGGUACAGAUAGUUAUUUGUCUUUGUAUCAAGUGUUGUAAUUUGACACUUUCAAAAAUUAUUCUACCCGACUCAUCCUCACUGUGUAUUAUUAACUCAUUAACUUACAAUAGGGCUUGCUGGAAGUCCAUAGGGGGAAUGCUGUUGUUGAAUUGAGAAGUGCACAGUGUGAUUGUUUACAAAAUAUUGAUAUAAAUAAAGUACUUUUCUGCCA